Messenger RNA from Cajanus cajan (pigeon pea), 2162 nucleotides. Its product is annotated as AMP-dependent synthetase and ligase family protein. Gene Ontology annotation, biological process: ubiquinone biosynthetic process. Gene Ontology annotation, cellular component: peroxisome. Gene Ontology annotation, molecular function: CoA-ligase activity. Lineage: Eukaryota; Viridiplantae; Streptophyta; Magnoliopsida; Fabales; Fabaceae. The record is from RefSeq and is a predicted model, not a curated record.
AGCCGGAUUGAAACUCCACAUGUGGAGUUGUUCCCGCGGGAACCCAAUUUCCGGAGCGAAUUAAAUUGCCACAAAUACCAUCUAGAUCUCCACUUUUUUUUUUGCGCCGAACAUUGAUUCCAUUAUUCCCAUUACACCAUGUUGUUCCCUAUGUCACUCUAGUUGUAGUACUCAAAUGUAACCAUUCUUCGUAAUUUCACUGCAUUUCACAUUUGCACUCUUCUAUCCAAACCAAUGGCAGAAAACGUAAACUGCGACAUGCCCUUCACUCACCACCCUCAUUGGUUCUCCCCAAAAACCGGUAUUUACCAAAGCAAACACGCUCCCAUGGACCUUCCCACCGACCCUUUUCUCGACCUCGUUUCCUUCGUUUUUUCCCACCGCCAUAAUGGGGUUUCUGCCCUCGUUGAUUCCUCAUCUGGGUCCUCCAUUUCCUACUCAAAGUUGUUACCUUUGGUUAAAUCCAUUGCCUCUGGUCUUCACAAAAUGGGUGUUUCACAAGGUGGCGUGGUCUUGCUUCUUCUCCCUAACUCCAUUUACUACCCCGUUGUGUUUUUGGCUGUUCUCUACCUAGGUGCUGUUGUCACACCCUUGAAUCCUCUUUGUAGUGUCUAUGAAAUACGCAAUCAGGUUAAUGAGUGUGGUGUGAGUCUGGCUUUUACUGUGCCUGAGAAUUUCAAGAAACUAGAGCCCUUGGGGAUUCCCAUUGUUGCUGUGCCAGAGAAUGAGAAGGGUUUGAAGCAUGCUCGUUUCUCAUGCUUUUGUGAGUUGAUUUCUUGUGAGUUUGAUUUGCCUAAGAGACCGGUUAUUAAGCAGGAUGACACAGCAGGGAUAUUGUAUUCUUCAGGGACUACUGGGGUGAGCAAAGGGGUUGUUCUGUCACAUAAAAACCUUAUUGCUAUGGUUGAGCUUUUUGUGAGAUUUGAAGCUUCUCAAUAUGAAUACUCUUGCUUGAGGAAUGUGUAUCUGGCUGUUUUGCCGAUGUUUCACGUGUAUGGUUUGUCGCUAUUUGCUGUUGGGUUGCUGUCUUUGGGUUCUACUGUUGUUGUGAUGAGGAAAUUUGACAUAGAUGAGGUUGUCAAGGUGAUUGAUGAAUAUAAAGUUACACACUUUCCUGUUGUUCCGCCCAUGUUGACGGCUUUGAUAACGAGGGCAAAGGGUAUGAAUAGCUGUAAAUUGCAGAGUUUGAUUCAGGUUUCCAGUGGUGCAGCGCCUUUGAGCACAGGAGUUAUUAGUGAAUUUCUCCAAACCUUCCCUAAUGUUGAUUUUAUACAGGGUUAUGGAAUGACUGAGUCAACUGCAGUAGGAACACGUGGCUUCAAUACUGAAAAGUUUCGCAAUUAUUCUUCAAUAGGGUUAUUGGCUCCAAACAUGGAGGCAAAAGUGCUACACUGGAAUACUGGUGCAUUUUUGCCCCCAGGCAGCAGUGGUGAGCUUUGGUUGAGAGGGCCUUCAAUUAUGAGAGGAUACUUGAAUAAUGAGGAAGCUACAAUAUCAACAAUUGACAAUGAUGGUUGGUUACAUACCGGAGAUAUUGUUUAUUUUGAUCAUGAUGGGUAUUUACACAUAUCUGACCGCUUGAAAGAUAUCAUCAAAUACAAGGGCUUUCAGAUUGCUCCUGCUGAUUUAGAAGCUGUGUUAAUGUUGCAUCCCGAAAUAGUUGAUGUUGCUGUUACUGGUGCUAUGGAUAAAGAAACUGGGGAGAUGCCAGUGGCAUUUGUGGUCAGGAAGGUUGGAAGUGUGCUGUCUCCUAAGCAUAUUAUGGAUUACGUAGCUGAACAGGUUGCUCCAUAUAAGAAGGUUAGGAAAGUGUUGUUCAUUAACAAGAUACCAAGGUCUCCGACUGGGAAGAUCCUAAGAAGGCAGCUGAGGAAUUGCUUGACUUCUUACCUAUAAUGCAUUGACAAUUUUGGAAAGUGGGUUGUCUUAACACAAUUUGUUGAGUGAAUCUAUUCAUACAUACGUGCAUCGUGAGGGCUACUAAAGGAUUGAAGAACACUAUGUCACGAUAUCAUAUCACCAGAAAUUUCUGCCCUGCAUAUCUCCAAAUUAAAUGAUACUCGUAUACUGAUUUUUUUGUUGUUGUUCUUUUACUAGUCAUUGUUGUAUCCUAUGUUGAAGAAAUAGACUUCUGAAAGACAAUAGUGGAAUGAUUUCAUUGC